GCCGGAGCGAGCAGGCGCCGCGGAGCAGAGCGCCCGCAGCGCAGCCUGGAGCGGCGCGGAGACUGACUUACAUGUGGUGGAGACCAGACCCGAAGUGCUUCUGAACCGAGGUCCCGGAUUCUUUGAGGUUGCACCAAGGAGCACCGAGGUUGGAAGAUGAGCGAACUCGACCAGUUGCGGCAGGAGGCCGAGCAGCUGAAGAACCAAAUCCGGGAUGCCAGAAAGGCCUGUGCAGACGCGACCCUCUCUCAGAUCACAAACAACAUCGACCCCGUGGGACGGAUCCAGAUGCGUACCAGGAGGACGCUGAGGGGGCACCUGGCCAAGAUUUACGCCAUGCACUGGGGCACGGACUCGAGGCUGCUCGUCAGCGCCUCCCAGGAUGGCAAGCUUAUCAUCUGGGACAGCUACACCACAAACAAGGUGCAUGCCAUCCCUCUGCGCUCUUCCUGGGUCAUGACCUGUGCGUACGCCCCGUCUGGCAAUUACGUGGCCUGUGGUGGUCUGGACAACAUCUGCUCCAUCUACAAUUUGAAAACUCGCGAAGGGAACGUCCGCGUGAGUCGUGAGCUGGCUGGGCAUACAGGUUACCUGUCCUGCUGCCGAUUCCUGGACGACAAUCAGAUCGUCACCAGCUCCGGAGACACCACAUGUGCCCUGUGGGACAUUGAGACUGGGCAGCAGACGACCACUUUCACCGGCCACACUGGGGAUGUCAUGAGCCUGUCCCUCGCUCCUGACACCAGGCUGUUUGUCUCUGGUGCUUGUGACGCUUCUGCCAAGCUCUGGGAUGUGCGAGAAGGGAUGUGCCGGCAGACGUUCACCGGGCACGAGUCGGACAUCAAUGCCAUCUGUUUCUUUCCAAAUGGCAACGCGUUUGCCACCGGUUCCGACGAUGCCACCUGCAGGCUGUUUGACCUCCGCGCCGACCAGGAGCUCAUGACCUACUCCCACGACAACAUCAUCUGUGGCAUCACCUCCGUCUCCUUCUCCAAGAGCGGCCGCCUCCUCCUGGCCGGGUACGAUGACUUCAACUGCAACGUGUGGGACGCGCUCAAGGCCGACAGGGCAGGUGUCCUGGCUGGUCAUGACAACCGCGUCAGCUGCCUCGGAGUGACCGAUGAUGGCAUGGCCGUGGCCACGGGGUCCUGGGACAGCUUCCUCAAGAUCUGGAACUAAGGCCAGCAGGCGGCCACCGCAGUGACUGGAAGACCAUUCCGACCUUGAAGCGCCGCAGUGACCGCGUCUCCCGUCCGACCACACUAGCGUGGACACCCACACCCUCAGCAUUUCAAAAGGGCAAGACCUUCCUGCACCCGUCGCUGAACCAAGAGCACAACCCCCGAGCAGGGCCGCGUGCCGGCGACCAGAGCCAGCUGUGCAUCCCUUCCGGGGCCAUCGUGUUUCCUUCUUGUCUUGAAUGAAUCUGAAGAGGAAAUAGUAUAAUAAAAUGUUACCCAGGAGGCGAAGGAGUGUCGUUUGAGGCAGACACCCUCCCAUUGGUUCCUUUCAGUUUUAGACCCGUGACCCUGUUCUGUGAUGUCCACGCAAAGCGAGCUGAGGUGUACCAACCUUGUAACCAUGUCUGAACUCCACUUGUGUUUGUAGCAGGGUUCUGGAAGCAUCCUUAUCCUUCUUAGAUGUGUCCACUUCUGUCCCGUAGCUCCCCAGAAGCCCCGUUUCUCGUUGCCAGGCACACGCUGCCUGCCCGCCUGCCCCGAGCAGCGUGCGCGGGUGUGCCUGGGCAGCCUCGCUUACUUGUGUAUUGAACAAUGUACAAAUCAAUGUUUGGAAAUAAUGAUCUCAGACUUUCUAAGUUAAAUUUUAAAAAGCUGAUUGUUUGCCGUACUGGGUGGGUUUAUUCUUAGAAUCGCAUGCUGUAGAAAUGCUCAGAAGUUCUUACAGGACUCCGCCCCAGUUGUGGCCUGCCCCGUGCGCACAUGGCGGAAGCAGCACAGCUCUGCACGCUUGGCUAGCGGGAGAAGUCACCGUGUCCUUUAUUUCUGACAAAAAUGCAAAAAGCCCAGGCCUGUCGCAGGCGGCUGCUGUUGGCUCCGGGGGAGAGGGUGGAGAGCCCAGGUGCCCCACGUCCGCCACGCACGGCCUCCCGGGAAUCAAGCCAUCUGCACCGGAGGCCGUGCGUCUGGGACACGCAGCUACUCCUGGCCACCUCACGGGGACAGCUGUGCCCUCCAUGGCAGCCAUGGCCACCCCCACCCCACCCUCCAUCAGAGCUGUGGCUUCUCCCCGUGUGGCACGCCGUCUCAUACGAACCUGUGCCGUGACCUGCCGCGGGCCUGGAUCUGGCAAUGAGAGUACAGCUGACCGCCCCCCCCCCCUCCUGUCAGACACCUCUGUAGAGCUCUGCGCCCUCUCCCCUCUCACCUUUUGUAUUUAAUUUUAAGUCUGUACUGCAAGGAAGCUGGAUGCAAGAUAGACCCUCUAUUAAACUGUGCUGUUAUUUAAGACGUAAUAAAGCAGUUUGACACGAGGC
Molecule: messenger RNA, 2494 nt
Organism: Ochotona curzoniae (black-lipped pika)
Lineage: Eukaryota; Metazoa; Chordata; Mammalia; Lagomorpha; Ochotonidae
Gene: GNB1
Product: G protein subunit beta 1
Exons: 12
Coding region: 157-1179 (340 amino acids)
Biological process (GO): G protein-coupled receptor signaling pathway
Cellular component (GO): heterotrimeric G-protein complex; cytoplasm
Molecular function (GO): protein binding; signaling receptor complex adaptor activity
Source: RefSeq, a predicted model, not a curated record